UAUAUACACUAAAUAAUUUGUCAAUAAAUAAUAAUUAAUUAACAAACCUAGAAUUAUAGCCGUUCUCUUCUGUCUCUGUCUCUCUGGGUCGUUUCUUUCCUUUAUAGCUUCUAGUUUCUCCCACUCGCUAACUCCUUUUUCCUGAGUCUGAUAAUGUAAAUUCACAAAAGAAAUUUAAACAAAAUCUGUUUAAAAACCCCAAACAACAUUGUUCGUUCAUUGCUGCUGCUCGAGAAGAAAAGCAAAGAAAUUGCGAGAAAGAAAGAAAUGGAUUUCAUCAAGAUCCUGCUUCUUAUGUUCUUCGUGAGCUUUGGAUUUUGCUUCGCUGCAGAUCCAUAUUCUUUCUAUAACUUCGAAGUCUCCUACAUUACUGCUUCUCCACUUGGUGUCCCUCAACAGGUGAUUGCUAUAAAUGGAAAGUUCCCUGGUCCUACAAUCAAUGUCACGACCAACGAAAAUCUGGUCGUGAAUGUGAGAAACAAAUUAGACGAGGGGCUUCUUCUUCACUGGUCUGGGAUCCAACAGAGACGUGUUUCUUGGCAAGAUGGAGUUGCAGGAACCAAUUGUCCAAUCCCACCAAAGUGGAAUUGGACUUAUGAGUUUCAAGUCAAGGACCAAAUUGGAAGUUUCUUCUACUUCCCAUCACUUCAUUUCCAAAGAGCUUCAGGUGGGUUUGGAUCCUUCGUUGUCAACCCUAGAGCGAUUAUUCCAGUUCCUUUCUCGACUCCAGACGGCGAUAUCACCAUUGUGAUUGGUGAUUGGUACACAAGGAACCACACGGCUUUGAGAAAGGCUUUAGAUGAUGGUAAAGAUCUUGGAAUGCCUGAUGGUGUUCUCAUUAACGGUAAAGGACCUUACCAAUACAACAAGACUCUUGUUCCUGAUGGAAUCGAUUACGAAACAAUCACAGUUCAUCCUGGAAAAACUUAUAGGCUUCGAGUGUCGAAUGUGGGAAUCUCGACGAGUUUGAACUUUAGGAUUCAAGGCCACAACUUGGUUCUUGCGGAAUCUGAAGGAUCUUACACUGUUCAACAGAACUACACGAGCUUAGAUAUUCAUGUUGGACAGUCUUACUCUUUCUUGGUUACUAUGGAUCAAAACGCGAGCUCUGAUUACUACAUUGUCGCGAGUGCUCGUGUUGUUAACGAAACCAUAUGGAGAAGAGUCACAGGUGUUGGAAUCUUACACUAUACCAACUCUAAAGGUAAAGCAAGUGGUCACUUGCCUCCUGGUCCACAAGACGAAUUCGACAAAACUUUCUCCAUGAAUCAAGCAAGAUCCAUCAGAUUAGCUGAUAAGCAUAAGGUUAAUGGAGUCUAUAAGCUUGAUUUCCCUAAGAGACCUUUAACCGGACCGCCUAGAACCGAGACUUCGAUCAUCAAUGGCACUUACCGUGGAUUCAUGGAAGUCAUUUUUCAGAACAAUGACACUAAGAUGCAGAGCUAUCACAUGAGUGGCUACGCCUUCUUCGCCGUCGGGAUGGAUUAUGGAGAGUGGACAGAGAACAGUAGAGGAACUUACAACAAAUGGGAUGGUAUCGCCCGCUCAACGAUUCAGGUGUAUCCAGGGGCGUGGUCAGCGAUCUUGAUAUCUAUGGACAAUCCUGGAGCUUGGAAUCUAAGAACAGAGAAUCUUGAUUCUUGGUAUCUCGGACAAGAAACGUAUGUUAGAAUUGUGAAUCCAGACGAGAACAACAAAACCGAGUUCGGUGCGCCUGCGAAUGUUCUCUACUGUGGUGCUCUCAAGAAACUACAAAAGCCACAGAAGAUUACAUCGGCGGCUUCGAGGAGCGUUGGAUUCACGAAUCUUUCAAUGGUGGUUAUGGCUUUCGUGAUGAUGAUGCUUAUGCGUUGAAAUGUAAUUUAAGGGGUUUGUUUUUUAAAUUUUCUAGGGUUUUGUUGAUAAUCGAACCAGAGAUGAUGAUUCUUCUUCUUUACGUUUCCACGGUUCUUUCUAUUUGGGGGUUGUUAGAUUUCUCUGACUUGUUUUUUUUUUUUUUUUUGGAUUCGGUCUGUUGUUUUAUUCUUUUCCCGGGAUUUAAUUUAUUUGAGAAGACGAAAACAACACAUUCAUUAUUAUGUUGAAAUUUUAUUAAAAGCUUUUGUUGUUAUUAUUUAUUUUCAUACCAAAU
Thlaspi arvense is the source of this 2131-nucleotide messenger RNA. NCBI's taxonomy places the organism in Eukaryota, Viridiplantae, Streptophyta, Magnoliopsida, Brassicales, Brassicaceae. The record is from the annotation of a GenBank genome assembly.